AUGAGGCUCACAUCCACGGCAAGGCUGGCGAUUGUUGCUAGCCAACUGCUCGUUUCCCCAGCUGUAGCACAGGUCGAGAGUUUACUCUCGUCUGUAGUAGGGGACGUGGCUUCAGCAACUGUAUCAGCACCUCCAUCAUCAGCUACAUCAUCAGCACCAUCACAAUCAACGCCGUCAAGAGAACCAACAGUUCACCUGAUCAAAGCCGGUGCGGGGGGCUUCAAGUUCACGCCGCAAGAAAUUUCCAAUGUAUCAGUCGGAGAUAUCGUGAGCUGGGAAUUCUAUCCGCCUGAUCACUCGGUUGCAAGAGCAGAGUUUGGUUCAGCAUGUGUACCCUACGAGGAGACGGGCAAGGACAAAGUAGGCUUCUGGUCUGGAACGCAAUGGGUCAACGACACAAGCCAGAUUACAUACUUCAACAUCACCAUCAACUCAACAGAACCGAUAUUCUAUUACUGUGCGGCACCGAACAGCUGCAUUGGUGAGCAUAUGGUCGGUGUCAUUAAUCCCAACUCAACACAGACAUUGGCGUCACAGGUACAGGCUGCGGCGGCGGCAGACUUCCAGAUAGCGCCUGGUGAGCCAAUUCCCGCCGAGGCCACAUCGUCGGCAACACCUCCGCCAGCUAGCAAUGGAAACAACGGCAGCCAUAAACUCUCGACUGGAGCCAUUGCCGGCAUAGCGGUAGGUGGUGUUGCUUUCCUGGCCUUGUGCGCAGCCCUAUUCUUCUUCAUUGGUCGUUCCAACUCGCAGAAGAACAUCAUCAAACAGCAUGAGGCGACGAACAGUGUGGAUCCACACAUGAGCCAAUACGGCAGUGCUGGGGCUCGGUAUGGCGAUGGAGGACUUGCGUCGCCCGGCUUCGCACCGGCCCGACCUGGAUAUGCGACGCCGCCGCCAGGUCAUCUCGGCGAUCAUGGAUAUGGCUCGCCGCCGCAAUAUGGCCAACACGGUGUGGGAGAAGCGCACCCGGGUGGAUGGACUAGCCCGGUACCGCACCAAGGACACUUGAGCAUGAUGAGCAGUACGAGCGGCAUGAGCCAGGCGCAACUCGACCAAUUGAAGUAUGCACACACGAGCACACAAGCGGCGCCAGCAGAGCUACAUAGUCCGCCAAUCGGGCAGCAGGGCUUUUCAGCCGAACUCGAGGCACCGGUGGAAGUCAAGAGGACAUGA
This is a messenger RNA of Bipolaris oryzae ATCC 44560, 1176 nucleotides long. RefSeq lists its product as uncharacterized. NCBI's taxonomy places the organism in Eukaryota, Fungi, Ascomycota, Dothideomycetes, Pleosporales, Pleosporaceae. The record is from RefSeq and is a predicted model, not a curated record. The transcript is spliced from 3 exons. Bases 1 to 1176 code for a protein of 391 amino acids.